GACGUCACGUGCACCGGAGCCGGGCGGAGUGAUACGUCGUGCGCGCAUAGGUCGCUCUCGCAGUGCCGGCUUUGUUGGAUUUUGAGCGCAUCUGGUGCCAGCGCUGCGGCUUCGUGUCGGAUACCUCUGUAGUGCAACGAAAACAACGCUUCAGAAAUGUCUUGGCAGACGUACGUCGACAACCAGAUUUGUGCACAGGUCAACUGCACAGUGGCCGCAAUUGCUGGCCUCAACGAUGGAGCCAUUUGGGCGAAAUAUGAAAAGGACUCCAACUGUUCGAUCACGCAGCAGGAGCUGAAAACCAUCGCCGACACGAUGCGGACCAACCCUAGUGCUUUCAACGAGACCGGCAUCCACCUUGGUGGCCAGAAGUAUGUCUGCCUAUGCGCCGAGAACAACUUGGUCCGGGGCCGAAAAGGCAGCUCAGCAUUCAUCGCCGUCGCCACGAACACCUGUCUGCUGGUAGCUGCCACCAUUGAUGGCUUCCCUCCUGGUGUGCUCAACACUGUGGUCGAGAAACUAGGAGACUAUCUGAAGCAAAAUAACUAUUAGUUUUACAAAGCAAAGGAAAGUGCUGUCUGCCACGAAAUUGCUCGGGCCGCCUCCUCCCCCUGAUCCUGCUGUCGCUGCCACCUUCCUUUCCUGUCCCUUCCCUGAUGGUCAAACCAUGAAGAUGCCACAAAGCCAACAUGAUGACGUCCGCCGAAGACCGCAGCCCCAUGCAUCGGCGCUCUUGCAACUUCAGUUUGCACCACCCAUUCCUUCGAAUUCGCUUCCUUCCUUCCACUUUCUCACGAGCACUGUUAACAUGACACGUCCGUGAGUUCUGCGGAGUCCCGCUAUAUUGUUUCUGUGAAAGGGGAGGGGGUGUGCAACUGCGAAGGAGAGAAGACUCCAUCACUUCUUGCCUGUAUUCGUUGGCACAUUUUUAAUUGUGAAUUGUAAUCUUUUUUUUAUGCGUUACAAUGUACUUUUCUUCUCACCUUCUCCUCCUCUUCAAUGUUUUUUAGGUGGGUCGGGGAAACAAUUUGUGCGUUAAUGGCAAAGCUGUCAAAGCCAGUGAACAUGGUGUUGCGCCAAAUACGCCGGUUGGAAUAAAUUCCAGUGUUGGUGAACUUAUACCCAACUUUUUUUUAUGCACACAUGUUGAGAGGUGGACAGGUGCUAUUAAAUUAUUUUGUGCUGUUUCUCUUCGUCCUUGUUUGGUUUAUUUUCUUUUUCAUGCUUUUUGCUAACGUGUUCUCUUCAGCGCUCGAAUCGGUGCUGUGUUAGGUUGGAAGCUUGCCGGAAAAAGCAUUUUCUUUCCAUAUUGUGCCGGCUGGUAAGCCACACUUGCUUUCAGACCUAGUGCCAUUUUAGAACACUUCCAUGGAGCAUGAAUGCUGUGGCAUUCUUGCUUUUCCCCUCUUGAAAAAAAAAAAGAAAAUUCAGUGCCGAGUAUACUGAGAGCCUAGUCAAGGAAACUGUGUGGUGGGGUUUCAUACAUUUUUAAUGGGGAUGUAUGAAUGUGAACGGACAGUUUCAUGCAUGGUGCAGAGUGAUUGACAGCCUGUUCAUAUAAAACAGGCACCAACUUUUGGCAAAUGUUGCUGGCCAAGUCCCCCUCCCCAAAUGUCUUGCGAGGCCAGCUUGCCUUCCAGUGUGCUGUUGCCAGCAUUCAGCAGCAUUUGCGGGCAAUUUUUUUUUUACUCCGUGGCAGGGAGCUCAAAUUAAUGCAAGCUCUUGCCUCGUUGGUGCGGCAUGUUUGGCGAUUUGUAGUCUGGAAGCUUCCCACUGCUUGAGUGGUAGUGGGUCUGUUCGGAGGAAUCCAUGGUGCUGGAUGGAGUGAUUCAACAGGGCAAAUGUCCGUUAUUGGGAAAGCUGCUCAAGUUGAGGGCCACGCCCGUUGUCUUGUGUAAUGACUGCAGGUUAUGUGUGGCACAUUUUUUUUUUUCUCUGGCCGGAUUACGCAUCAGGAGUAACUGUGCCGAACAAAUUUUGCUUAUCUUUCUUCGCCCCCACUCCGUUGAUUGAUGAUGCAAGUGCUGGCCAGAAGAAAGAUAAAAAAAAACGCGACAUCUUAAGCCUUGAGGCGAAUGAAUGCGCUCGUGACGAUGGCAUGAGAAGGGUUCGGAAAUUUUCCGACGACUUAACCAUUUUGUUUUUAUAUGCGGGAAUAAAGGAAUGAUAGUGACCUUGAA
Dermacentor andersoni is the source of this 2180-nucleotide messenger RNA. RefSeq names its product profilin chickadee (gene chic). The record is from RefSeq and is a predicted model, not a curated record. Gene Ontology annotation, cellular component: cell cortex. NCBI's taxonomy places the organism in Eukaryota, Metazoa, Arthropoda, Arachnida, Ixodida, Ixodidae. Gene Ontology annotation, molecular function: actin monomer binding.